AUGACUGUGCCUAGCUUCAGCCCCAGCUGCAGUGCCUGGUAUAGCAACAGCAGCAGCGGCGGCGGCGGCAGCGUUGGCGGCACCACCAGCAGCAAUCACCCAUAUGGACAAUGGCACAGCCUGAGUCCCACCGGGCACCUUGUCACAGCCAUCUGCCUUGGCAUCAUUGGCACCUUCGGCUUCCUGAAUAAUCUCCUGGUCCUGGUGCUUUUCUGCCGAAAUAAAGUGUUGAGGUCUCCCAUCAACUUGCUGCUGAUGAAUAUUUCAGUGAGUGACCUGAUGGUGUGUAUCGUGGGCACCCCUUUCAGCUUUGCUGCCAGCACUCAGGGAAGGUGGCUCAUCGGGGCAGCAGGCUGCGUGUGGUACGGCUUUGUCAACACCUUCUUUGGUACAGUGUCACUUAUCUCCUUGGCUGUGCUUUCAUAUGAACGAUACUUCACUAUGAUGGGAACAACAGAAGCAGAUGCUACAAACUACAAGAAAAUAUGGAUGGGAAUCCUAUUGUCCUGGAUGUAUUCUUUAAUCUGGAGUUUACCACCACUUUUUGGCUGGAGUAGCUAUGGACCAGAAGGACCAGGCACAACCUGCUCAGUUAACUGGCAUUCAAGGGAUGCUAACAACGUAUCUUACAUUGUUUGCCUUUUCAUCUUUUGCCUUGUCAUUCCCUUUUUCAUUAUUGUUUACUGCUAUGGGAAGCUGCUGUGUGCCAUAAAGCAGGUGAGUGGAGUAUCCAAAGGGAUGGCUCAAACAAGAGAGCAACGUGUCCUGAUCAUGGUAGUUGUGAUGGUCAUUUGCUUUCUGCUUUGCUGGCUACCUUAUGGGGUUGUGGCCCUGAUUGCAACUUUUGGGAAACCCGGCCUAGUCACCCCCUCUGCUAGUAUCAUCCCUUCCAUCCUUGCGAAGAGCAGUACAGUCUACAAUCCAAUCAUCUACAUCUUUUUGAACAAACAGUUUCACAGGUGCUUUUGUGCUCUUCUUCAGUGUGGCAAGAAGUCAAAUGCUUCCAGCAACAAAUGUUCUUCAAGGUCAACUCGAGUGUGUCGCUCUAUCCAGAGGCAAGACAACAACUUCACAUUUGUUGCUGCUUCAGCAGAACAACUAUCUUCAGAGCAUCCAGAAGCAAUCGUUAGCCUCCAGUGUCCAGAACCAAUCACAGCCAAAUCAAAACAAACCAUGUUGCUUGUAGCUCAUUACAGUGCUUAA
Messenger RNA from Varanus komodoensis (Komodo dragon), 1203 nucleotides. Its product is annotated as parapinopsin-like. Gene Ontology annotation, biological process: G protein-coupled receptor signaling pathway; visual perception. The transcript is spliced from 4 exons. Bases 1 to 1203 code for a protein of 400 amino acids. Gene Ontology annotation, molecular function: G protein-coupled receptor activity. Gene Ontology annotation, cellular component: photoreceptor outer segment; membrane. The record is from RefSeq and is a predicted model, not a curated record. NCBI's taxonomy places the organism in Eukaryota, Metazoa, Chordata, Lepidosauria, Squamata, Varanidae.